CCCGCCCGGCCGGGGCCGUGCGCCCCACCCGCCGCCAGGGGCCGCUGCCGGCCCCGCUGCCCGGCCCGCUCCGCCCCGCACGCAGCUCGCGGACCCUGCCAGCGAGGCCGCGGCUCCCGGCUGCGCUCGCUCUGCUCCGCCCGGCAGCGGGGCCGGCCCGUGGCGAGGAGGCGCCGGGACUCUGCCCAGCCCGCAGCGGCAGCGGAGCUCGGGCUCGGCCGGGCCGGGCCGGGCCCCGUUGGGAUCCAGCCGCGCGGCUCGUCCCCUGAGCGGGGCGGCGGGCGAGUCUCGUCGUGACUCCCCCGGGUCCCUGCGGAGCAGCCGCCCCCAGCCCGGCCCGCCGGCGGCAGAGCUCCGCGGGCCCCGAGCGCCGCCCCCGGCGGGCGGGCGGGGAAACGCUCAUGUCCGCCCCCGGGCCGCGGUGAGGGGCGAGCUCCGGCGGCGCCUGGGCCGGGAACAAAGGGCCAUGGCCGAGCGGGCCGCUGCCCAGGAUCAGGAGUGGGACAUGGAACCCCAGCAAUGGUCACCUUUCCAACCCUCUGCUAUUCCUCAACUAACUUCUGCUAAAGAGACAAAGCCAAACUCUGCAGAGAUUUCGCUUUGGACUGUUCUAGCUGCAAUUCAAGCGGUGGAAAAGAAGGUUGAUUCUCAUGCCACGCGGUUACUGAACCUGGAGCGUAGAACAGUGACAACAGAAAAGAAAUAUUUUGACUGUGAGAAAACAGUAGUGGAUUUUGGUAAUCAAAUGGAGAGUAAGUGGGCUGCGCUGGGAACUCUGAUCCAGGAGUAUGGGCUGCUGCAGAGGAGGCUGGAGAACAUGGAGAACCUGCUGAAGAACAGGAACUUCUGGAUCCUGAGGCUCCCCCCAGGCACUAAGGGGGAAGUUCCCAAGGUCCCAUUGGCAUUUGAAAAUGAUGCCGUUUACUUCUCUGAGCAAGAAUGGCAGAACUUAGAGGAAUGGCAGAAAGAGCUCUACAAGAACGUGAUGAAGGGGAACUAUGAAUCUCUGAUCUCGCUGGACUAUGCACUCUCCAAACCUGACCUUCUGGCGCGGAUUGAACGAGGGGAAGCGCCCUGCGAGGGGGAGAAGGGAGAUGCAGAGGAGAGAGGAAUCCCUGCAGAGCCCAGCACAGAAUUGCUGGUGUAUACGCUUGACGCGACCUGCCAGAGUGAAGGCGAGGAAGAGCCCUGCAUCAAGGGACAGGAGAACUUGGAGGAAAGCGAGAUCCCGGCUGAACCCCCAGUCGAGUGUGCAUUUUCCCAGCCAAGCUGUGUGUCCCGGAUAAAGCGAGAGGAGGAGCUAUGCAUCGAGGAGCAGGGGGCCUCGGAGGAGGGGGAGAUAUUCUCAGGGCCCAGCACUGCAGAUAAUGGAAUCAUGUUCAAAACUGAGCUGCUGGAGCAUGGGGAACAUCUCAAAAACUUGCAGCUGCAAAGGACAUUAUCUGGAAUGUCUGAAGAAAUUGUGGUCCAGACUCCCAGGGAGGGAAGGCCUUUGGAUCAUCCAGACAGCUCAAUAAUGCAGCAAAGGAACCAUGACAAGAACAGGCCGGUAGAGUCAGUGCCUGGGGAGGAAAGCUUCAGGGAAAGCAACACUGUACCUUUUUACCGGCGCAGCUGCCCAGAUUAUGCAAUUUCCCAAGCUGACAUUUUAUCCUGGAUUGUACAAGAGGAAAAGCCGAGUGUCAGGAAUCCAGGAGCCUUGGAGGAACGAGAAAUGCCUACGGACCCCCGCCCAGCAGAUUAUGGGAUCCUGAUCAAAACCGAGCAAGAGGAAUGCCCUGCCAUCCUGGAAGCACUUGGAACAUUGACAGGAACGUCCCAGGAGGACGUUGGGCAGAGUCCUGAAGAGGGUUGGUGCAGUGCAGUAUCCCCACUGAAGAACCACCCAGGAAGGAGGGGACCAGCUCAGCUUGAAAGAUGUUUUGGCAACAACAAGCCAGUCGCCAUUCACCAGAGAAAGUCUGCCAAAGACAGGCCUAAUAAGUGUGCCGAGUGUGGGAAAGGCUUUAGGCUAAAGAAAAGCCUUAUCAUUCACCAGAGGAGUCACACCAGAGCAGGACCCUAUGACUAUCCGAAAUGUGCAAAGGGCCUCUGUCACCUGCUGCACCAGAGAGUCCAUGCAGGAGAGGGAGCCAGCAGCUUGCCAGACCAUCAGCAAAGCGUGGCCCAGAUGCUCAGUCUCCAAGCUGACCCGGCAAGAGGCAGAUGCUGUCCAAGCACGGAAUGCGACAGCAGCUUCAGUCCGAACUCCAGCCUAAGCAAUCCUCAUCUCCUGCAGGCAGGAGAGCGGCUGUACGUGUGCACAGAGUGCAAGAAAAGUUUUCGGCUGCACAUCAACCUCCUCAUACACCAGAGAACCCAUGCAGAGAAGGGCCAAGGGCCUCUUAUCUGUCCAUACUGUGAGAAAUGCUUCAGCCGCUCUUCCCAUCUCAUCCGACACCAGAUGAGCCACACGGGGGAGAGACCCUAUAAAUGCCCAGCCUGCGAGAAGAGCUUCACGGAUAAAUCCAAGCUCACCAACCACUACAGGAUCCACACCGGGGAGCGGCCCUACCACUGCAACGAGUGCGGCAAGAGCUUCAGCCGCACGCACCAUCUCCUGAAGCACCAGCAGAUCCACACGGGCGAGAAGCCGUAUCACUGCACCCAGUGCCCAAAACGCUUCUCCCAGAAGCACCAUCUCCUGGGGCACCAGCGUGUUCACACUGGGGAGCGCCCCUACCAGUGCACAGAGUGCGUCAAAAACUUCACACGGAAGCAGCACCUCCGCGAGCAUUGGCGGGUCCACUUGAGAGAGACCCUGAGUGCUCCGAACACUUUAGACACCAGUGGACUCUGAAAUGUCACUUGGGAGAACAGGAUCAGCUGAGGGCCCGAGUAUUAACAGCAGGCUAGUCCGCGAAUGUGUUGGCAGCGGGGGGAGACUUAUAGGCUGGUAUCUCUUCACAAUGAAAGCGUCACGAACACAGAAAAAGGAACCCAUGAAGACGUGAAAGCAGGUACUGCAUCCAUCUUGCCUUCAGUGACCUGCGUGCCGGGGCUAGCGGUAUUGGACCCUUAACCUGCAGUGAAAUGUUUGUUAGUGUGCUGUAACGUUUACAAAGCAGUCCUUGUGCACCACUCGAUAUUGUUAUGACAAAGUGAUUCCGUGUAUUUGGUGUUCACUUGGUGAUUUCAGAUUGACGUGUAAAGGUUCCCUGUAUGUUU
This is a messenger RNA of Caretta caretta (loggerhead turtle), 3207 nucleotides long. The record is from RefSeq and is a predicted model, not a curated record. NCBI's taxonomy places the organism in Eukaryota, Metazoa, Chordata, Testudines, Cheloniidae.